This is a messenger RNA of Bipolaris sorokiniana ND90Pr, 2433 nucleotides long. Its product is annotated as glycoside hydrolase family 94 protein. The record is from RefSeq and is a predicted model, not a curated record. Lineage: Eukaryota; Fungi; Ascomycota; Dothideomycetes; Pleosporales; Pleosporaceae. The transcript has a single exon. Gene Ontology annotation, molecular function: hexosyltransferase activity; carbohydrate binding. Gene Ontology annotation, biological process: cellulose catabolic process. Bases 1 to 2433 code for a protein of 810 amino acids.
AUGUUACGACCAACGGAGAAUGGCGAGCGAUAUGAGCUCACCAGUCCAACCGAGAUGCCCAAAGCCGGUGCAUUUCUUUGGAAUCAGCGUAUGAUGAUACAGGUGACUUGUCGUGGAUUCGCGACCGCCCAGUACAUGCAACCUGAACCCGCCAAAUACGCCUAUGCACCAAACCUCGAAGCAAAGACGUUUAUGCAACCCGAGCAAAAUUACUACGCACAUCAUCCAGGCCGCUUCGUUUACAUCAAAGACGAAGAGACUGGCGAUCUCUUUUCGGCUCCAUAUGAGCCAGUAAGGGCAAAGCCAGAUCGAUUCGUUUUCAAUGUUGGCAAGAGUGACAUCAAAUGGACUGUCGAGAAACUUGGUGUUCGCGUCGAGAUGACGUUUCUUCUUCCUACAGAUCACGUUGCUGAGCUAUGGAGUAUCAAAGUCACCAAUAUCUCCGGUCGUGACCGGAAACUAAGUAUUUAUCCUUACUUUCCUCUUGGAUACAUGUCCUGGAUGAACCAAGAAGCACAAUGGGAUGAAAGUGUUGGAGGUAUUGUUGGUAGUUGUAAAACGCCAUACCAGAAAGCCGAAGAUUACCCCAAGACAAAAUAUCUCAAGGACAAGACGUAUUUCCUUUGUGAAACAGUACCAGUAGCAUGGGAAGCCAGACAGGAGUCUUUCGAGGGUGAGGGAGGACUACAAUCGCCAUCAUCGAUAAUGGAGCCGGAACUUUCAAAAAGCGAUGCUCGUUACGAAACGCCAACCGCGGCAGUGCAGUAUCGAGCUCAACUCAAGGAAAACGAAAGCAAAGACUAUCGAUUCCUUUUUGGUCCUGCAUACGAUGAAGCUGAGAUCCUCGAGAUGCGCAAGACGUAUCUCAGUAAGAUUGCAUUCGCCCAAGCCACCAAAGACUACGAAGACUACAUUCAGCGAGGUAGCGGCUGCAUUUGUUUGGAGACCCCAGACAAAGAUCUUGACAACUUGGUCAACAACUGGCUGCCACGGCAGCUAUACUACCACGGCGAUGUGAACCGUCUCACAACCGACCCGCAAACGCGAAAUUAUCUACAAGACAACAUGGGCAUGAGCUUCAUCAAGCCCGAAGUAGCCCGGAAAGCAAUUCUGACAGCAGUUGGCCAACAAGAAAAGAACGGCUCUAUGCCAGAUGGCAUCCUGCUAGCCAAGGGCGCAGUCCUCAAAUACAUCAACCAGAUCCCUCACACCGAUCACUGCGUCUGGCUUCCAAUCGCUCUCGAAAUCUACCUGAACGAGACAGGAGACUACACUAUCCUGGACGAAAAAGUCAACAGCAUGUACGGCGAUACAUACACCGUUUUCGAACGCUUCAGCCGCGCAAUGGACUGGCUCCUCUCCUCCAACGCCCGCGACGACCGCGGUCUCUCCUACAUCGCCCAAGGCGACUGGUGUGACCCCAUGAACAUGGUCGGACCCAAAGGCAUCGGCGUCUCGGGCUGGCUCACCGUCGCAACCGCCUACGCCGUGAACCUGUGGGCGCAAAUCUGCGAAGACGCCGACAAACCCGACAUCGCAAAGAAAUACCGCGCUGGCGCCGAGAAAGUCAAUCAGUCUGCAAACGAGCAUCUCUGGGACGGCGAUUGGUACGCGCGCGGUAUUACAGAUGACAAUGUUACGUUUGGUAUUAAAGAUGACAAGGAAGGCCGCAUCUGGUUGAACCCCCAGGCCUGGUCGAUUCUCGGGGGUGCGGCGUCAGAGGAGCAGAUUGCAAAGAUGCUACCGCAGAUUGACGAGCAGCUUACUACGCCGUACGGCGUCGUCAUGUUCGGUCCGCCGUUCACGGCUAUGCGCGAAGAUGUCGGCCGUGUAACGCAAAAGUACCCGGGACAGGGUGAGAACGGAUCGGUGUAUAACCACGCUGCUGCCUUCUACGCUUGGGCACUGUAUACCAUUGGCGACGUUGAUCGCGCGUAUAGCACGCUGCGAGCUAUGAUUCCGGGACCUGACGAAGAAGAUUUGAUUCGUCGUGGUCAGCUUCCUAUUUUCAUCCCCAAUUACUACCGUGGUGGGUACGGGAUUAAGCAUCUGGAUCGUACGGCGGGGCGCUCGAGUCAGUUGUUCAACACGGGAACUGUGAGCUGGGCGUAUCGAUGCGUCAUUGAGGGGUUGUGUGGCUUGCGGGGUGUCAAGGAGGGAUUGAAGAUUGAUCCCAAGUUUCCGAGUGAUUGGGACGAGAUGAAUGUUAGGAGGCAGUUUAGGGGUGCUGUGUUUAAUGUGCAGAUUAGGAGGGGGAGUGUGGACAGUGUGAAGGUGACGGUUGAUGGGGAGCAGAUUGCGGGUAAUGUUAUUAGGAAUGUGGAAAAGGGACGGACGUACACGGUACAGGCUGAUGUGCCGAGGGCGAACAAAAAGAAGCAUGGGGUUUUGACAAAUGGCCAUGGGGCGAAUGGGACGAAUGGAACCAAGUAG